Molecule: messenger RNA, 1268 nt
Organism: Medicago truncatula (barrel medic)
Lineage: Eukaryota; Viridiplantae; Streptophyta; Magnoliopsida; Fabales; Fabaceae
Exons: 5
Coding region: 173-967 (264 amino acids)
Molecular function (GO): ubiquitin binding
Source: RefSeq, a predicted model, not a curated record
UUUUCAACCCUUCUCUUCUCCACCAUCCCCAAAAUCCCCAAUUUCUCUAAACCCUAACCCUAAUUUCAUCCGAUUUCAAUUGGAUAUAGAUCGAAGAAGGAAAAUUAACGAAGAGGAAAAGGAGGAGGAAAUUGGAUCGAAUCCGAAUUCGAUAGUCAGCAUCGGAAGAACGAUGUCUGCUGCUGUGUGCGGAAGCAAGAGAUCUUUCUUCGAAGAACAACUUCCUCCUUCUCCUCCGUUAUCUAAGAGGCUUCGUUGUUCCUCUUCUACUUCUCCGAUUCGUUUUCCGACUAUUCCUUCUCUCUUUGAUCAGCUCCGUAAUCUCUUCCCUCAUAUGGACCAAUUGGUUCUUGAGAGAGCUCUCCAAGAAUGUGACAACGAUCUAGAUGCUGCUAUCAAGAGCCUGAAUGAGCUUUACUUGGGAGCUGCAGGUGGGAAUUCUGGAACUGCUGAAGAAUCUGAGAUUGAUGUCAAUGUGGAUGCAGGUAAAUUGGAGAAUGAUGGGAAUGCUUCUGCUUCUGAGAAUCAAUCUACUUUGAACAGCCUUCCUGCAGAUGGAGCCGAAUGGAUUGACUUUUUUGUUCGAGAAAUGAUGGUUGCUACCAGUGUUGAUGAUGCUAGAGCCCGUGCUGCUAGAAUGCUGGAGGUUCUCGAGAAAUCGAUCAGUGAACGGGCAAGGGCUGAGGCGACAGAUGCUCUUCAGAAGGAAAAUUUGAUGCUGAAGGAGCAAAUCGAAGUGCUGAUUAAGGAGAAAAAUUCUUUUAAAAACGCAUUUAGGAUCCAGCACGAGCGUCUUUCUGAUUAUGAUAAUAAGAAUCAAGAAUUGCAGCAUUUGAAGCAGUUGGCGUCUCAAUACCAGGAGCAGAUCAGAACUCUUGAGAUGAAUAACUAUGCUUUGGCAAUGCAUUUGAAGCAGGCUCAACAGAGCAACGGAUUUCAAGGGCAUUUCCCUCCUGAUAUCUUCUAACUAAAUCAAUGUGUAGAAUGCCAUAAUAAAGGCAGCAACUAGUUGCAUCCAGUUAAUUAUGUUCUCUUUUUAUCACGAAAAGGUCAAGCGUUGUUAUAGUUUGUGUAGCUUCUGGUGCGAGCAUGCUUUCUGUUUCUACUAGUCCAAGAGUGAUUCUAUCCCGUCAACCCGAUAUAGAAUUUGACAGAUUCUUAUCCAUAAGUCAUUCCCAUAUAUAUUGCCUAUUAUUCCGCUUUUAUUUGUUGUCGCUACUGAGUACCCACAAUGUUCAAUAUCAGUUUGAUAUUAUCACUGUUGACUA